Molecule: messenger RNA, 1265 nt
Organism: Strongylus vulgaris
Lineage: Eukaryota; Metazoa; Nematoda; Chromadorea; Rhabditida; Strongylidae
Source: the annotation of a GenBank genome assembly
AUGGGCACAGCUUCUUCCAGAGAAUCCCGUAAAAUAGAACACAAACACAAGCAUGCUGAACGCGACUCAUCUAGUGGCUCUGAGAAGGACGAGAUAAGAGCAGAAGAAGAGAAGAAAGCGAAGAAGAAGCAUAAGAAAAAGAAAUCAAAAGAAUCGAAAAAGAAGCACACUCAUUCGUCAUCUGAUGGCGAAGAUUCAGACGAAGAAACUCAUAAGAAGAAGAAAGCAAAGAAAUCCAAAAAGAAGAAGAAGCACAGUGAAAAACACAAAAAGAAGCACCACGAGUCGGAGAGCAGUGCAGCGUCAGAUCAUGAUUCUCAUGCCAGUGAGGAGGAAAAGAAGGAGGAGAGAAAGAAGGCGGAUGAAACUAAAAAGACGGAGGAUAGGGGAAGAGAGCGAUCACCAGAGCUGAAAAGAGAACGCGAAAGAUUGAUAGAGGAGAAGGAGGAGAAAAAGAGACGUUCCGACGAGCUUCUGGAAAAACCUGCAGAGAAGGAACGUCGCGAGAAAGAAAAGGAGAAAACAGAAAGGUUUAAAGGAGAAAGCCCAUCUGCCGAAGACCGAAAUGCUCGUCGACGAAAACACGAAUCUCUGACAGAGGAGUCACCUUCACCGGAAAAGAGAAAAACGCAAGCAGAAGAGAAGAAAAGAAGUGGAGGUGAUAGGUCCUUUGAAUCGCAAUCGCGAAAGGAGAGAAGCAAAUCACCGCCCAAAAGAGGAAGGAGUAGGUCUCCAUCAAAAAGAGAAAGGAGCAAGUCUCCUGCACGAAGGGAGCGAAGCAAAUCUCCGGGACGACAGUCCGAGAAGCGGCGUAGAGAAAGAUCUCGUGAACGAAGUAGAAGCCCUCGCGAUAGGAGAAGGAGUCCUCUUAGGCCACCAGUUCGUUACGAACGAUGGCGUCGCGAAACUUACCUCGACAACCGUCGCUGGGAUGACCGAAGACGUUGGCAGGAUCAGCGCCGACGCAGAGAUGAUUCACGUGAACGGCGAAGAGAUGAUUCGAGAGAACGAAGGCGUCGUGAUGAUUCGCGUGAAAGAAGAAAGAGAAGUCGUUCAAAAGAGAGGGAGGAGAGCCCAAAAAUGUGGCCGAAGAAGGUGAAGAAGGAAGUAAGCUCGUCUGAAGAAUCGGGAGGCGAGGAAAGAUUAAGCUCUCCAGAAAAUAGAACGAAAGCAGCUUCACCAACUUCGAGAAAGAGGAUGUCGCCUGACCUGAAACGGGUGCGAAGGGAAAAUUCACCAAGACAACAUAGGUGGGAAUUUUGAAA